Molecule: messenger RNA, 745 nt
Organism: Paramecium sonneborni
Lineage: Eukaryota; Ciliophora; Oligohymenophorea; Peniculida; Parameciidae
Source: the annotation of a GenBank genome assembly
AUGAAUUUUUCUUAGUGUCCAGAUGAGUUCUAAGUUGAAUAGUAAUUUAAUAAGAUUACACAUAAAACAAUAUAUUGUGAUUUCAACUAUGAGGUAUGAUAAUGUUACCUUUGUUAAGGAAUUAGAGUAAAAAUAUAGGUUCAAUUAUCCACUUCAUAAUAAACCAUAAAUUGAUUAAAAGAAAGAAGAAACUAUUAAUACUAAAAUACCAAAGUAUGAAGCCUUGAUAGAAGCGUCCAAUUAAUAAAUGGAUUUGCCUCUUCAGCAAUCUCCAUAAUAAGUUAGAGCAAUUCAAAACUAAGGCAAAAUAUAAUUAUGCCGCCAAUAGAAUGAAUAACAGAGUAAAGAAAUCAAAUCAAUUUUGAAUUUCUAAGUGGAUACUAAAUUCAUCAAAAUGAGGCCAAGCAAGAAAAAAAACUAAAGGCAAUAUUAGUAGUUUAGAAGACCUCAAAUUUAAAUAAUACCAAAUAAUUGUAAAUAUCAAAGAGUUUGUGGUUCUAGUUAAAUAUAGAGUCUUAGUAUGCAUUAAAGUUUCAUAAUGAAUAAUAACAUAUCUGAGGUAACUUUUCAACAAGAGACUCGUCUUACAAAAUUCUAAUAAUUAUUGAAGAAGGCUCCAAAAUCUAUAGAGAUAGACUAAUAUAGAGCUUUAAAAUAUUUUGGAAACAAUGAAUUAUGUGAGGGAAUAUUGGAUGGAAAGAUUGUGCAAUUUAUUAAAACUUAAUAAUCUAUUGUAAUUUUAUGA